This is a messenger RNA of Suillus bovinus, 1395 nucleotides long. RefSeq lists its product as uncharacterized. The transcript has 6 exons. Bases 1 to 1395 code for a protein of 464 amino acids. The record is from RefSeq and is a predicted model, not a curated record. NCBI's taxonomy places the organism in Eukaryota, Fungi, Basidiomycota, Agaricomycetes, Boletales, Suillaceae.
AUGUCUGACUCUGAUUCAAAUUCAACAUCCUUCAGGCUUGAUUCAGGCUCAGACUCGGCAGAUGAAGGCACCCAAUGUCAUCCUGUGGCUCCACCGAGCAGUGGUGCUUCUAUUGUGCACUACCAAGAGUAUAUUAAAUAUCUUCAGCUUCAACAUGGGCAGCUCCAGCAGCGGAACAUGUCUCUGAACGAGAGCAACAAUGCAUCUGCAACAUCUGUGACACCAUCUGCAUCUGAAUCCACUGCAAUCUCUGGUACGACUCCUGACUCAUCGAAGACCAGUGGUGUCGACAAGGUUAUUUUGGGCUUGGCUAAGAAGUAUGCGUUAAUUAUGGAGAUGUUUCUCCCAGACAAAGUCAUUUUCCAAACAGACUGUCCUGACCCUCCAGUUGACUUCUCAAGUCCGGCUCAUUAUGCAAAGAAGUCUACAGAAAAGGCCGCACUCAUCACUGAACUUUACACAUCCAUCGACUACACGUUGCAUGCUCGGAUGCGAACAAAUCAUUUCUUCAACCAGUUUGGAAGUGGAAUGCAACAAGCUCGCUGUUCAUUUCUCAACAGCCUGUGUUCUGUCGCAGGUGGCAUCUUCAACAUGCCCAACAAGUUUUUUGUCUCCAAAUACGACCGUAAUUCCCUCCCACAGGUCAUGGACUUGAUUGGAUGGGAAGCAGGCAAGGGCCAAGCAUAUGAUAUCUUCAAGGCACCAAUACUUUACCCUGACCAUGUUGUGAAUGAGAAGAAGAUCUUCCAAAACUGGAUAGUCAUCGUGAAGGUUAUCAAGGUUGCAAUAUGUGGGAAGAUGUCAUUGUAUCCCAAAGCGCGCGGUGGACCACCUUCCUAUGCCAAGAUAUGGCAACUCACAAGCUGCACUCCUGGCCUGAUUGCUUUUGGUGUCACAUCAAUCAUAUUCAUCCUAUCACCAGACCAGGAAUUUUCAGGCGAUGGUGUUGGCACUAUUUCCUCGAUCUCAUAUCAUUCAAUCUUUAAGACUGUCAAGAAGAUUUUCAUCCUUAAGUGUGCGCAUCAGCGCAUCAAAUCUGUCGUCAAGAAAAUCAAUGGAUAUGUAUUUGAUGGUACAGUAAAGACACAACCAUCUGACGACACUUCAUGCACUGUAGAGCACAUCACCAAGUCACUCAAUCACAUCAUGGCUGCGCUGGAUGCCAGUUAUUCAGAUGAUUCAGACUUGAACCAGAGUGACAAAGAAUUGGAAUAUGUUAACUUGCCAGCAACCAAAGACACACAUCAUUCCACUGCAGCCACUACUGCCAGUGGUGCAGGGCUUGGUAUUCCCGAAUCUCAAGCAAAAGUGUCCAGGGGCAGGAAGAAAAAGUCAUUGACGGUCAAUGAUUCCACAACUAUUUGUCGCUCCUCACGUCACACUGCAACUACUUAG